Molecule: messenger RNA, 627 nt
Organism: Racocetra persica
Lineage: Eukaryota; Fungi; Glomeromycota; Glomeromycetes; Diversisporales; Gigasporaceae
Source: the annotation of a GenBank genome assembly
AUGGAAAUCUUUAAGGAAAUUUUUGUUACUAAACAAAAUGAUGUCAAUUCUAAUAAAGAUCGUCUAUUACCACUUACAACUAAGACUAAAGUUUUUCUACUUCAAACAUUUGAAAAGGUUUAUAGGAAUCUUAGAAAAAGCAAAAGCAUCCAGACGGCCAAAGGAGAAUAUCGAUUUCGUCUUGCAAGUUUGAACAUCGUGGCAAACAAGAAACAAAUGCCAUUAGGGUUUAGUAGUAAUCGUAUACCAUCAAGAGAUAAAUGUGACUAUUGCGGCAUGCUUUUAAAUAUUUCAAUUCAGAACCCUAUCGUACUUGCAUACGGCCACAGAUAUCAUGAACAUUGUCUUAAUAUGUUUUUUCAAAAAUGUUUUUAUUGUCAAAUUUUUCUUGAACAAGGUGUUCAACUAAACAUUUCUUCUUUAAUCACACAACUAACAAAACAGGAUGUCAAGGAUCUUGUAGAAGGUGAUCAAGAAUCUAAAGGUCAAAAGAAGACAAAAGAUACUGAUGCAAAAAAUUUGUCUUCAGAAGAUGAUAUCCUUACACAGUUGAAAAAGAAUGGAAGCGUAUUAAAUAGGGUCGAAGAGGCUUGUAAUAUAGCUUUGGAUAAAUUUUUAAAAGCCUAA